Messenger RNA from Exophiala xenobiotica, 2514 nucleotides. RefSeq lists its product as uncharacterized. The coding region runs from base 1 to 2418 and encodes 805 amino acids. The record is from RefSeq and is a predicted model, not a curated record. Gene Ontology annotation, biological process: carbohydrate metabolic process. Lineage: Eukaryota; Fungi; Ascomycota; Eurotiomycetes; Chaetothyriales; Herpotrichiellaceae. The transcript has a single exon.
AUGAGUGCAACACUGUCUUUUGGAGCCCAGAAUAUGGGGCCCGACGAGCAUUCCCUGUGCUGGAAUGCCGGACAUGAAUCUGUUCUCCGGUUGCAGAGCCCGGUCAUCCUCGAAUGGGGAGGAACAGAAGAGCCAUUUUCCGCAGGCGGGCGUAGAGAGACUCUGGGCUAUCAAGAGGUACAAACAUCUUCAAGCGAUACGACGGGCACAGUUGCUUUCGCCAGGGAAGGCGUAACAGGAAGCCUCCAGGACAAGUGGACAAAGUUAGAUGCUAGCAGUUUCUUGGUCUCACGUUCCGUUCAAAUCUCAUCAGCGUCAUCUCACAUUGGAUUGCGUGUUGGACUGGCAUUGCAGCCUUCCUUCCCUGAAGGGGUCGAUUACAACGAUAUGGAAUAUUACGCACCCAAUGCGUGCUACAACCUGAAUGAUCUGAAUGAAGAUGGACUGGAAGAUUAUCUCGAAACCAAGAGACUUUCAUACCGGGAAGAUCGGCUGAACGCUCUCUCAGUGCUUGCAUACCACCCAAAGCGACAGAUCGCAAUCUCCCUUUCAAGGGCUGAUAUACCGAAAUUCGACCAGGAACCCUCACGCAAAGUUGGCCAACAGGGUUUCCUGCAAGACACGGAUAUCGGAUCCCUUGGGUUCGAACCGCACGACAAUGGUCUUCACAACUCUUUGCUGACCGGAUCAUACCCGUACGUCGAGAGAGACGCCUGCAACGCUCUCCUCGUCCAGCAACGGACGCCUUGGGGAGCAUUCCGGCCCGUCUCAGCUGGGGAUCGUUUCAAUGUGUCUUACAUCGUCCGGAUUUUCAAUGCAAAAUCGGGGCAUGAUGCGCUAUGGGAGCUGUUGCGACGACAGUUUGCCACGCUGAAACCAAACCCAGUGCAGCUCGACCAGCCUCUCGAAAAGAUCUCUGCGUCGAGACUCACUGCUCUCUCGCACUAUUUCAUGGAGGAUAGUUCUGGCGGCGCAGGUUUUGUAACGAAUUGUCAUCCACAAGAUGGCAAGCAGUUGGCCAAUGUUGUGCAGUACGGCUUCACCGGCCAGCAGAUAAUGAACGCAGCCAACCUGCUAAAGGCGUCAAAGCCGGGGAGUGAGGGCUACGAAAAGGCUUCGAAAGUGAUCAAAUUCUAUGUGGGCAAUGCCUCAAAGUCGCCAUUUGGAUUCACUUACGGCCUGUACAAUAUGGAUCUUCAGAGGCACGGCUCUUGGUGGACUGGUCUGCUACUCCCGCUCGCAUAUGCCGAGCCUGGGGAUGACCUCGAGAAGCACAUGGGACCACUAUACGCCCAUCGUGAGAACAUCAUCAAAGCUCUCUCAGGCACACACGGUGUGUAUCUCCGUUGUGUUUUGGAGGAAACCGAAGCAUUACUGGGGCUGUACGAGACGCUGCCGUCAGCGCCGCGCGAAUGGUUCGGUGUUAUUGAGGCGUUUGGCCGUUUCCUUCUCUCGAAGCAGGAGCAAGAUGGAGCCUGGAGAAGAGCGUACGACCUCGAUGGCCAACCAUUGGUGUCACCGGACUUUUGGUUUGGUCAGACUUACUAUCAACAAAGAUCCUCGACAGCGACCGUUAUUCCAUUUCUGUUGCGCCUCAGCAAGAUCACCGGGGACGAUGCCUACCGGAUUGCUGCCAUCAGAGCUGGACGAUUUGUCCGCGAACAAUUGGUGGACAAGGUCAAGCAUAACGGAGGAAUUCACGAUUCGAUUUAUGCAAAACCGCAGUUGAUGGACCACGAAAGUAUUUACUUCUGCUGUCAUGCGUUGCUCGCCCUGUACGAAGACAAACAAGUCGGUGGCUCGUACUUCCUUGAAGGCGCCAUACGUGCUGCGCAGCUCAGUGCCAGUUGGAUCAUGCUGUGGGAUGUGCCCUUGCCACCUACCUCGACACUUGGGAGGCUUGGAUUCCGAAGCACUGGCAUUGCUGGAUGCGACACUCCGGGAGCUGGCUACUUCCAUCCCAUGGGAGUCAUUGCAGUGCCGGACCUCAUUCGGAUCUCACAAAUCACAGGAGAUACACUCUUUCUCGACAUUGCGGAACUGUGCUUCAUGGGCAACAACCAAAACGUAGGCACGAAAUGGGGUUACGCAAUGGAAGGCCUGCAAGAGGAGGGCGUACUGGUCAGCCCGUGGUUCGUGGAUGAUCCAAUGUUUGCAAAGGAAACGGGCUUUGGUGGUAGGGGCAAGGGUGAAGGCAACAAGACGUGUUUGCCGUGGAUCUCUGCUGUCACGGUGGCUUCAGUGACAGAAAUGCGGGACAGGUUUGGCACUCUUGAUUUCGGAAAGCUAAGAGAGGCCAUCCGACCAUUGAAGAACGGCGUCAAUGGUUUUCAUGUGGAUGGUGUUGGAAAGGGAAAACUCUCCUCGGUCACCGUUUCCGAGAUUCGGGAGAAAUCGUUAGUCAACGGCGUUCACUGAGUAGAGAUAGAAUAGAAUUCCUGGUAGAUUGGCGACACUAGAUAGAAGAGGGUCGACGGGUCAUGAUAGAGAUUGGAAUCGAAGGUUGGAUUGCAG